Molecule: messenger RNA, 663 nt
Organism: Prunus persica (peach)
Lineage: Eukaryota; Viridiplantae; Streptophyta; Magnoliopsida; Rosales; Rosaceae
Product: 60S ribosomal protein L38
Exons: 3
Coding region: 200-409 (69 amino acids)
Biological process (GO): protein-RNA complex assembly; translation
Cellular component (GO): cytosolic large ribosomal subunit; ribosome
Molecular function (GO): structural constituent of ribosome
Source: RefSeq, a predicted model, not a curated record
ACACAAUAUUGAAAGUUCACCGUCCGAUUUUAUUGGACGGCUCUCUUUAAAAGCCAUUUUCUCAAGGGUUUAAGCUGUUGAAGAACCUCUUGCACCAUUAGCUUGAGGUAUAAAUACAGGUCAGAAAACUGAACCGCGGCUCGGUGCCUGUCGAUCUGCCUUUACCAAGAGAAGAAAGAGAAGCCUCUCCGCCAUCAAAAUGCCUAAGCAAAUCCAUGAGAUUAAAGAUUUCCUUCUCACUGCAAGAAGGAAAGACGCACGCUCGGUGAAAAUUAAGAGGAGCAAGGAUGCGGUGAAGUUCAAGGUCCGUUGCUCCAAGUACCUCUACACGCUUUGUGUUUUUGACACAGAGAAGGCUGACAAGUUGAAGCAGUCUCUUCCUCCAGGUUUAAGUGUGCAAGACUUGUGAACUGGAACACCCUGAUCUUAUCAGAUGGUUUCUGGGAGUUGAGAUUUGGAAAACUUAUCUUUUAUCGUAGAAAUGAAAAUACUGUUGUAAUGAAUUGUAAUUGCAUGCUGCAAUUGUUUGGUGGAUAGUCUUUUUCAAUUAUGGCUAUUUAGACAUGUUUCAUCGCUAUGCAAUUACCAGUUUUGAUGUGUGUUUCUACUGUUUGUUUAGUUUGAUACGUUGAUGCUGAAAUUGAUUUCAUUGCCAAGCCUUAA